Caenorhabditis elegans is the source of this 2840-nucleotide messenger RNA. RefSeq names its product RNA helicase (gene eif-4A3). The record is from RefSeq and is marked reviewed. NCBI's taxonomy places the organism in Eukaryota, Metazoa, Nematoda, Chromadorea, Rhabditida, Rhabditidae.
UUCCUUCAAAAAUGGCGGAAAAUAAAAAGAAAAACGACGAUAUGGCGACUGUGGAGUUCGAGUCGUCUGAGGAGGUCUCAAUUAUCCCAACUUUUGACAAAAUGGGCUUGAGAGAAGACUUGCUUCGUGGAAUCUACGCGUACGGCUUCGAAAAGCCAUCUGCCAUCCAGCAACGCGCCAUCCCCGCAAUUCUCAAGGCUCGUGACGUCAUCGCUCAAGCUCAAUCCGGAACAGGAAAAACGGCGACAUUCUCGAUCUCCGUACUCCAAUCGCUAGACACCCAGGUCCGCGAGACCCAAGCUCUGAUUCUCUCGCCGACACGAGAGCUGGCAGUUCAAAUUCAAAAAGUCGUGCUGGCGCUCGGCGACUAUAUGAAUGUCCAGUGCCACGCCUGUAUCGGAGGCACCAAUCUCGGCGAGGACAUCCGAAAGCUCGACUACGGCCAGCACGUGGUUUCCGGUACUCCGGGACGCGUUUUCGACAUGAUUCGCCGUCGAAACCUGCGCACCCGCGCCAUCAAGCUUCUCGUGCUCGAUGAAGCCGACGAGAUGCUCAACAAGGGGUUCAAGGAGCAGCUUUACGAUAUCUAUCGCUAUCUACCGCCCGGAGCCCAGGUGGUGCUGCUCUCCGCGACGCUUCCUCAUGAGAUUCUGGAGAUGACGAGUAAAUUCAUGACGGAUCCGAUUCGGAUCCUUGUGAAGCGUGACGAGUUGACACUGGAAGGCAUCAAGCAGUUCUUCGUCGCAGUUGAUCGGGAGGAGUGGAAGUUCGACACGCUUAUCGAUCUCUACGACACCUUAACCAUCACUCAGGCGGUGUUGUUCUGUAAUACACGUAGAAAGGUGGACUGGUUGACUGAUAAGAUGAAGGAGGCCAACUUUACCGUCUCAUCGAUGCAUGGAGAUAUGGAGCAGAAGGAUCGUGAUGAGGUUAUGAAGGAGUUUAGAGCUGGAACCACUCGUGUCCUCAUUUCUACUGAUGUUUGGGCGAGAGGACUUGAUGUUCCGCAAGUGUCCUUGGUAAUCAACUACGAUUUGCCGAACAACCGUGAGCUCUACAUCCAUCGUAUCGGCCGUUCGGGACGUUUCGGCCGCAAGGGAGUCGCCAUCAAUUUCGUCAAACAGGACGACGUACGAAUUCUCCGCGACAUUGAGCAGUACUACUCGACACAAAUCGACGAGAUGCCAAUGAACAUUGCUGACAUUAUUUAAUUUUUAUUUAAUCCUCGUUUUUUUAAAUAUUUUUUUCCGCUAUUUUUUGUUUAAAAUUGGGGCUCUGCACCACGCUCUCCUCAAAGCCGAAUAAUUAUUAGAGCGCGCUUGCAGCGUCUCGCGUUUCUGCAUCCGCGGUAUUUUGCCUUUCCACUGAAAUGAGCAGCUUUUUUAGAUUUAUCGAAUUUUUAGCUUUUAAAUUUUUUUUUCUGUUUUUUUCGAACAAACCUUUUGUUAAACAGUAAAAAUCGAAAUUAAAAUGACUAAAAUGAACUUUUUUCGUCCACUGGUUGCGAAAUGGUUCGAAUUUGAAGAAAUCAGCGGGAUUUUUCGUAUUUUCUGAAUAUUUUUCUAUUAAAAAUCGGUUUUAAACCAUUUUUUGACCCUAAUGUUAAGUCAAAAAUGUAUUAAAACCAAUUUUUAAUAGAACAAUAUUCAGAAAAUACGAAAAACCCCGUUGAUUUCUUCAAAUUCAAACCAUUUCACAACCAGUGGACAAAAAAAGUUCAUUUUAGUCAUUUUAAUUUCGAUUUUUACUGUUUGACAAAAGGUUUGUUCGAAAAAUACAGAAAAAAAAAAUUUUAAACCUAAAAAUUCGAUAAAUCUGAAAUAUCUGCUUUCUUCAGUGGAAAGUCAAAAUACCGCGGAUGCAGAAACGCGAGUCGCUGCAAGCGCGCUCUAAUAAUUAUUCGGCUUUGAGGAGAGCGUGGGCUCUGCACCUGAAAAAUCGGAAAAAAAUCCCCCUUUUCUCAUGAAAACCAACCCACCUUGUUACCUUACAUGUUACAUACUGUCGCGACAGAACGAUCGCUCCGCCAAUUUUGCAUGCGGCAAAGGGGCGUGGUUUAUUGGGGGCGGGAUUCCGGCGCAACCCUGCGGCACGCUUUUUUCUCGCUUUUUUCAUGCGGUAAUUUUCAGUUAUUUUUAUUCGUUUUCUGUUCGAAAUUUCACGAUUUCGCUCGAUUUUGUUCGUUUUUUCGGAUAAAAAAGUGUCUAUUUUUAAAUGAAAAAUAACCAAGUUUUAUCAGUUUUUACUUGAAAAAAUGCUUCGUUUGUCUCUUUUUCUGUAAUAUACGAAGCAAAACGUUAAAAAAACGCUUUCUCUUCACAUUUUCCUUUUUUUCCCCCAUUUUCUCUCUUAACAAUCGUAAUUUACAGAAAGAGAGACCAACAAAGCAUUUUUCGGGUAAAAUCUGUGAAAACUUGGUUAUUUUUCAUUUAAAAAAUAGUUGGACACUUUUUUAUCCGAAAAAACGAACAAAAUCGAGCGAAAUCGUGAAAUUUCGAACAGAAAACGAAUAAAAAUAACUGAAAAUUACCGCACGAAAAAAGCGAGAAAAAAGCGUGCCGCAGGGUUGCGCCGGAAUCCCGCCCCCAAUAAACCACGCCCCUUUGCCGCAUGCAAAAUUGGCGGAGCGAUCGUUCUUUCGCGACUGUAUAUUUACUCCUUUUUUCGCUCCACGCUUUGUCAAAAAUUUUUUCUUUCCCCCCCCCCCCCUGACUUUUUGAAACAAAAAUGAAUUUAAAUUACACGAUUUACACGAUUUACCCGAAAUUUCCAAAAAAAUCCCCAAAAUUUUUUUUAUUGUAAAAAAAUCAAUUUAAAUAUAUGAUUUUCUACAAAAAAUC